Canis lupus familiaris (dog) is the source of this 9315-nucleotide messenger RNA. RefSeq names its product muscleblind like splicing regulator 3 (gene MBNL3). Bases 972 to 2036 code for a protein of 354 amino acids. The transcript has 9 exons. Gene Ontology annotation, molecular function: metal ion binding. The record is from RefSeq and is a predicted model, not a curated record. Lineage: Eukaryota; Metazoa; Chordata; Mammalia; Carnivora; Canidae.
AUUUUACACCCCACAGCGGCGACUCGGAGCAGGGUUGCACGUCCCAGUCAUGAAGUUCUGUAGGUGGGGCGGGCUUUAAUUUGCUUAUAUCUAAUGAUUUCAGGAGCCUCGCUUUAAAAUGGCGGCAUUCAGUACGCACCCCUGCUAAAUGCUCUCCCGGCACCGGGGCCACCUCGCGCAGCGCUGCUUUUGCUUCUGCUGCUAACAGAUGGCAUGUGCCGCUGUCGCUGCCCCCGCCGCUGCCGCUGAGAGCAAGACCCCUUAGCCCCUGGGUUUGCGCUGGCAGCAUAAUAAGGUUUCUGAAAAGUGCCUUUUCUGAAAACUGCUGCUUGGAUUCCACUCUAGAGCUAUCUCUUUAUAAACCCUACCCAACCCCCAAAUCUGGUGCGCUUAUAGUUCAGUCUCAGCAACUUGUCCAUUCUUUUUUCCCUUUGAUUCCCAGUUUUCAUAGUCAUUUUCCCUCCUCCUAUUUAGCAGUAAUUUUUUUUACACUUGUAACAUCCUUACCAAUCUUAAUCCUUAAAUCCAAGAAAUAGGGAGAAGGACAUUUCUUCCCUUGAUCUGAGACCAUUCCAUAAAUUGAAGGGUAACCAGCAGCAUAUGCUUUUUGCAAGAAUAAUUGAAAACAUCAACUGGAGAAUACAGAAUUCUUUUGAAAGCCUGCCAGUUAUUUGAAGUAACUUCGGCAAAGGAAAAAAUUAAACAAGCAAUAUCUUAACCUUCCUGGUUGCCUUGUUAGGAGUUGGUCUCUAAUUUAAUUUUCAGUUAUUUUGAUACAGUUUUUGGUUUGUGAUUGGCUUUUUGUUUGACAAGACCAAAUUUUGGCUAAAACAAAAACCUAAGUGCUAACAAAGAAGCAUUUCACCAAAGCAACCUUACCGCUUCACAUAUAGCUUGAAUUCACUCUUACCUUUUAACAGGAGUGAAACUGUCCUAGAGUGGGUGCACUUGAUUCUAACUUUGCUUUCAAUAUGACGGCUGUCAAUGUCACCCUGGUUCGUGACACCAAGUGGCUGACUUUAGAAGUCUGCAGAGAAUUUCAGAGAGGAACCUGCUCUCGAGCUGAUGCAGAUUGCAAGUUUGCCCAUCCGCCAAGAGUCUGCCACGUGGAAAAUGGCCGUGUGGUGGCGUGUUUUGAUUCUUUAAAGGGCCGGUGUGCUAGAGAGAACUGCAAGUACCUUCACCCUCCUCCACACUUAAAAACACAGCUGGAAAUUAAUGGGCGGAACAAUCUGAUUCAACAAAAGACUGCCGCAGCCAUGUUCGCCCAGCAAAUGCAGUUUAUGCUCCAAAAUGCUCAAAUGUCAUCCCUUACUUCUUUUCCUAUGAAUCCGUCACUUGCAGCUAAUCCUGCCAUGGCUUUCAAUCCCUACUUACCUCAUCCUGGGAUGGGCCUGGUUCCUGCUGAACUCUUACCAAAUGGACCAGUUCUGAUUUCUGGAAACCCACCUCUUGCAUUGCCAGGAGCUCCUGGUCCCAAGAUGAUGCGUUCGGAUAAACUGGAGGUUUGCCGAGAAUUCCAGCGUGGAAACUGUACCCGUGGUGAAAAUGACUGUCGCUAUGCUCACCCUACGGAUGUUUCUAUGAUUGAGGCAAGUGAUAAUACUGUGACGAUCUGCAUGGAUUACAUCAAAGGGCGAUGCUCCCGGGAGAAAUGCAAGUACUUUCAUCCUCCUGCCCAUUUGCAAGCCAAACUCAGGGCAGCUCAUCACCAGAUGAACCACUCAGCUGCCACCACAAUGGCCCUGCAGCCUGGUACGCUUCAACUGAUACCAAAGAGAUCAGCACUUGAAAAGACCAAUGGUGCCACCCCUGUCUUUAACCCCAAUGUUUUCCACUGCCAGCAGGCUCUGGCUAACCUGCAGCUCCCACAGCCGGCAUUUAUCCCUACAGGGCCAAUACUGUGCAUGGCACCCGCUUCAAGUGUUGUGCCCAUGAUGCACGGCGCAACUCCUACCACUGUGUCUGCAGCAACACCACCUGCUACCAGCGUUCCCUUCGCUGCAACAGCUACAGGCAAUCAGUUGAAAUUCUGAACAACAGAGUUACGGAGUAUCAAGAUCUCUCCGUGAGAACCUCCAUAUGGCCUUUCUAUAUAUAUUCUCAUAGGUCCUCUUCUACCAACGCAACAAUAAGUAUGGUGCGGUCAAUAUAUUAAACAAAGUGCACAUAUCAACACAUUCAAAGAAAAACAAUGAAGCACUAACCAGUCAACAGAGGUGUUAAAACAUGAAUAGAAAAUUAAUAACUACCAUUUAUCUUAUUUGAAUUAGUAGGUAGAACAUGACCAUAAAGUUUUGUAGUUUGUUACAUUAUUCUUUGUGAUUUUCCAAUAACCAUUAUGCUGAGUGAAUCUCCACAGUGCACUGUUGGCUUACUGUGCAUUCUUGGUGGGUAAAUGUUCAUCUGUUUUGAAGUGUUACCUUACUGUUUUGUUUACACAAUAGUCUGUUGGGUUUAUUUAGAAUGUAACAAAUGUAUCCAGUAGCAUUUUCCCCACUCUUGUAUCUAUUGUGGUGUGGCGUGGUGUGUUAGAUUUUUACAUACUAUAGUGUUUUCCUCUAGAUGUGUGGUGUUAGAUUUCAACUAAAAUAUUAUUAAUGGGAAACAGAAAUAUCUGUGUUUGAAAAACAUGACAGAUUAAUGUUAAUAUGCUUUCUCUCUCUUUAGAAAAUUUCUGUAGGUUUCUUAUGGCAGACAUUCAAAAGACCUCACUUUUGAGUGUGCACAAAACCUGUUCAUAAAUAUGCGUGUAAUACCUGCAGAUCUGACCUUGCAUAAUACAAUCACAUGCCUAGGUUUUUUGGGGGAGAGAGAAAUAAUUACCCACCAAAGAACCCCCAGAGAACUUCUUAAAAUAUGAACCUCUAGUCUCACUCCAUAAAAAGCUUGCAAAAUUGCAAUUUACCCUUAAAUGAAUUUCUCAGCAUUUAUGUAAAAUGCCCAUUACAUUUUUCUGUGGUUCAAGGAUCCUAUCUCCUAGAUUGAGUGUCUAAAGCUGAGCCACUUGUCAACUUUACCUGAAAAUUGGUACUUGGAGGCUUAAAGGUAUGCUAAUUGUAGGUUCUAAAUUAAACAGGGAGGUGGAGGCAUGGAGGUAGUUUUCAUGUUUUGGAGGAAAAUGUGUGAAAACCAUUGCAAUGCAACCUUUUUCACAAGUGCCAUUCUGUGAAUGAAAAUGGCUAGUGCUCUUUAGACUACUCUGAAUAAUAAGACGCAAUCUUGCAAAAGUCACGGUGAAAGAGAAUUGGUUCCAAUGAGGCCUUUCCUCCCCAAAUGGACAGUCUUCUCCACUGAUCACAGUUGGAGCAGAAGUAUAUAGGUUUGGAGAAAUGGUGAGGGUGGGGAGAAGGGGUAGGGAGGCAUGUAAAAGUAUUCUUUGAUUUACUUAAAACUUCUAGGAAGGCUGUCCACAGUUGUCUUUAGCUUCAGUUCAACCAAAUUUCCAGUUCCGUUGAACACUUUGUGAAGGAGCGAGCGCCUGUGUCAAGUGUUGCCCUUCCCAGACUUUAUUAACAACAGUCAUAUCAUAACCAAACCAUUUUUUGUUUCUUCAUUUAAAUUUGUUUUAUAUGUAUUUGAAAAUGAUAAUAGAGAGGUUUUCAUUAGUUACUAUUGUUAGUGCUGAACCAUAUGAUAUUUCACAUCAACUUAGAUUUAAUAUUUUCUACUAAAUAUAUAUUCUCCUGCUAGAAAGCAUACAAUCAUCAAAUUUAAUAUGUAUAGCAGGUUUGUUUCCCUUCACGAAAAUAACAAGCAAAGAGAAAAUCAGAUUUAGAAUACCUUAAGCUGGCUAGCAGUGUUUAAUCACAGAACAGUGGAGUUGGCACAACCUUUUGACAAUUGAUGAAACUGAGGCCCGGGACAUGUGACCUGCCCAUAGCUACCUAAUCCAUUCUGUAAUCGGUGGCAGUCAGACCCAGAAAAAUCUCCCAACUUUCAUUGCUUCCUCUGUUUCACAUUGUCUGUGUUUCAGAACAUUUGAGACUCCAUUCCAAAGCAGAUCCACUUCGCUUAGCAAAAAAUUAGCUGUUUGGUAGUUGGUAUCCUGUUGUUCUUAAUGAUCAAUCCUAUAUCAUGAUCAUCAGUAAUUUCUAAAUGGUCUUGGCUUGCAUCAAGACAUUGUCACCUGUUAACAGUAUUGCCUGGAGUGAGAGAACAAGAAGUGUCCUGACUUUUACCUGUUGAUUCCUUGAACCACUUAAUUUCUGUUUCCCAAAAUCUUAAUGUUGUUAGAGAAGAAAGUAGAAUAUGCCUUUGUGAAAUGACUUGUGUAUAGAACUGAGUUUUGUCUAACCUGUGCCAAUGCCUCUCCAGAAGGGCAGAGCUAAUCACACAAAUCCAGGAAGGAUGCACCUGAGCUAGUUUGGUGUCUUCCUUUAAGGUGAUAGAGAUGUCUUCAGUGCAAAAUGAACUCUUUUGCAUAGCUAGAUGUUUUCAUACAACGUACUGUCUCAUUUAACCUUUUAACCUUCUAAUGAAGAUGUUACAUAGACAAUAAGCCCAGAGUCGUACGGUGGUUUUUGUGAUGCUAUGAGCACUGGAAGACAGCAGUAAUGACUUAUUUUUUAGUAAGAGGUUUAGUGAAGGAUAUUCAGGAUAGUUGUAGUUUCAGUGCCACGAUAUUUGAUAUUGCCGGCAUUUUAACAGUUACUUUGUUAAGUGAAUUUAAAGAAAGAAAAUUCAAAGCACUAACAUUUCGAUCGGAUGCUAAAGAACAUCAACAAAAAUGCAAUUUUAAGAUAGCACUCUUCAAACGAGUUGUGCAAUGAAUGGCUUACUCAAAUUCUCUUUACUCAAGAAAAGAAAAGAAGAAAGGAGAGUCAUUAGACUAUAAAUUUCAAGUUAAAAAGCCAAGUCACAAACUAAUCAGUGACUCUAAACAACAAUUUACUGGAUGAAUUGUAUAUAUAAAAUUCUAACCACUUGUGAUUCUUAGUUAACAUUUUAUAAGCUUUGUAUUUUACAAGGACUUCUAUUCUUAUUUAUCCAAAAUUAUUGUUUUUGUCCAUUUCUCUCAGCCUUUUGCAAAAAUAGGCAAGAGUCCUGAAACUUGGAUAAAACAGGUCAGGUAUACAGAGAAAAUAAUCUAAAAGUAUCUGUUAAGAGGGUUUUAGUAGUAUCAAAAUUUUUUUUUGUUAAAAAGGUACUAUGUGAACAGAAGUAUAUUUUAAAAGAGGGAUUAAGAUGAAAUUAAAACCAAAUGGAUUCAUAAAAUUGCUAUUUGAAUACAGUAUUUACCUUUGCAAUCAGAGCAUGAUUCUGUAACCAGCUAUUGCAUUUCAUCUCAUUUGUCUAGAGUAGAGUCUAAUUUGUAGUUCAUUGUCAUGUGAAAAGCCAUCUUCUCCCUUCUCCAUCAACCUUCACCAUCCGUUUUUGAACAUACGAAAGCACUUUGAUCUUGCCGUUAAGUGUUGUCCUACACCGUUAGGCUGUGUUCACUAAAGUUCCGACUUAUUUUAGUCUGUAGGGUAGGAUGUAAUGUACAGAAUGAUUAGAAACUAGAAUCUUCUUUCUUUUUGCUUUCUCCAUUUCUACACACAUUGAAAUAGAAGAGGAGAAAUACAAUUUCCCAGUUCUGUUGAAUAGAUGUAGGAAGAUAGUGGCCUCAUUUUUAAUUUCACCAGUGCCUGUCAAAGGCACCAGAAUGAAUAGUAUCUAAAAGAGUAUCACAACUUUUUUGCAAACUUAGUUGAUAACAUCAUCAAACUGUAGAUAAUAAUUAUGAAUAUAGAUUUGGAGCACCAAGUCACUAAUUGGUGCCAUGUCCUUUGUUUUUCUCUUUAGUUUUUAAGGUUUUUAUUUUACUACAUUUUUAUAUUUCUAAGUAACUAAUGCAGGAGAGUUAGAGAAAAGUUUAUAACUAAGUAACUUCGCAGGAGAGUUAGAGAAAAGUUUUAAGAUUUUACUACAUGUACUCAACCCACCUAGAUAGGUUCUAAACUGACACCGGCGCAUAAUAAGAUAUAGAUUAUAGUUCGUGUAACUAUUCGUUACACUUCACAGUUUAAGAACAAACUUAACUUUAUAUAUGAAUAAUAAUUUUAACUAAUUAUAUUUAGUCGUUGCUUUAGCAACAAAACUACAACAUGGCUACCUUUAGACACAUUGUUUUUGUUUAUUGUUGGUGUUUUUUUUUUUGCUGUUAAUUUUACUUGUAAACUAUACAUGGUUUUUGACAGUAUGACCAUAUAGAAGGUACAGCUCAAAACUCAGAGAAUAGAUAUGGCUAAAUUUUUCUUUAAGCCCAAAUCGCGAGGUGAUAGCUGAAUUUGUGUCCUUAUAUGACUUUUUAAUCAAAAAGUUUACAACACAUGGAUUCUAGAGUCAGGCUUUAUAGCUUAAUGGAAUUUGUUGUGUGGAUAGGGUUGUUCCACAGUAUUUAGACUUCAAAACAUGAUCGUUGCCUUUAUAACCUAUUACCUGACCUUUUUUCAUAACAUUUUUUAUUCCAAAUUACUCUAUGCACAAGACAUAGCUAUCACUACAAAAAAUUGUCUCUUCUGGAAUCAUAUACCACCGAUACAUCCAAAUGCGGAUUAAAGAAUGAUAGAAGUGUAUUUUAAGAUUAAUUUCCAUUUGUAAAACCAUGCAGAUACUGUGGAAUGACCCCUUGACAGUGUUUGAGAGACAUAUGCUGCAGUUCAUUGAUGGUCUCAGUUAGGGUGCGACAGUGUGAGACACACCUUUUUUGCACUUAUGUACAUAGUCCAUGAACGCUAUGCUUGGAGCUUUUUUUUUUUAAUAUAAGAGAUCUGUGAUAAUAGCGGAAAUGUUAGUAAGAUAGAGUUAUUCCUAAAGCCUUGAGAAGGAGGGGAGUUUUGCUAGAAGACUUAAUUAACUAAAGCAUGGUGUCGCUUUGCUGUUGGGGAGGCUUUCUGGUUUGCUACAGUUCACCAAAAGAGAAGACUGGUAACAGGUAACACAAGUCACCUUCAGCUUACCAAGAGCAAAGGUCCUUCAUCUUUUGGCAAAACCAGUAGCAAAGAUUGUUUGCCUUUUAGAUUCAUCUCCAUUGUAAACACACACACACACACACACACACACACACACACACUCACCAGGUAGGUUUCUGGCAAAGGUUUUGUUUUUUUCAAUGGUUGCAAGCAGUGAGAUGCCCUGUAAGUUGCAAGAUGGAUAGUUCUUUGACAGAACAUGACCAACUGAGAUGUAUCAGUUACAUCAAUUAAUAUCCACUUAAGUGGCAAUCAAAGAAUUAACAUUCACCACUACUUCCCCUUUAAAAUUCAGAUCCCAAAACCCAUUGGCAACCAUUGAGAGACUGAAUUUUACAGUUAAGUAUGGCCAGCAUGAGGCAUUUUGUUCCCUCCAACAAAAGAAAAAAAGUGCUUCUGGCACUUUAUAAAUGGCUUUAUUUACCUUAUACCUAUUGAAUGGAAACUGUUUUUUGACUUGCCCCUACCAGAUUAGAAAGUGCUUUACUCUGCCACUAUAGCCUCCCACUGUUUUAACUCAACAGGAGAGAACCCGCCCAAAUCUCACAUACAUAGGAGCUGGAAAAGAAUGUUUCAAUCAGACCGUCUCUGUGGAUUCUAGCUCCCUGAUCAUCUACUAUUCACCAUUUAACUUUUUGUUGCCUCUAGGCAAUGAGGUUAGAAAGGUGUAAGGAUAGAUCACCACUGGUAAAUUGAGUCCUUCACAUCCUGGGGGCGUGUCGCCCUUGCCUUGGAGAAGGAACCCAUUUUGGGAUUAGGGGAGUUGGUACUAGUAUCAAUAUCCAUUUUGAUGGUCUCACAGAGACGGAAAAAUAAGCCAGAGCCAGAAAGUAAUCCAAGCCUUACAGUUGUCCAAUAGCUCAGGGCCAGUUGAUUAGAAAUUUCUCUUCCCUGCCUGCCCCACCUUCAGCCCUUAAUCAGAGUCAGCUACACAACUAACAGCCUGACCAUCUGACCAGCAUUUCCACCAGUACAAAAUGUCAGCAUUCAUGCAUUCUGUAGUUAGGGACUCCAAUUUCAACCUCAUCACCAAUGUAUUUGCCCAGCUUACCCCAUGUCCUUGUGUUGGUAUUUCCCUGUGAAUCUAUGAGCCACAAGGAUAUAUUUUCAUAAGGACAAGAGAAGUAUAAAAUUUUAAGUGAAGAAGAAUCACCUAUAAAAUAGUAAGAAUGAACUUAGAAGCAUCACAAAAGAUAACCAAUUAGCUGAUGGCAUGUUGUACAUGCUGACAGCCACUGGAUCACCCUCUUUGGAGCUUAAACACAGUGGCUGUGUUUCAGUGAGUCAAAUUAGAGAAUGAAGCAUAACAAAACAUGAAUGACUUGAGGCCAAAAAGGGACCUCUUUUAUUAAACCCGGGAAAGGGCUUGGUUUGACUAAUUCAUACACUUUUCAGCCAGCUCCUCUACUUGAUCUUGCCUAGAAAAUAAUCACCCAUUCAUACUCCAAAGCAGGAUGAUGCCAGAGAAAUUUUAUCUUUAGAUAGGACAUAUCCUCAAUUAUAGCAUCCUGAAAAGAAAAGAAAUGUAUCACUGUGAACUACAUCACAACUAUUUGAAGGUAUUGCAGAAAUUCUCACUAGUCACCUUCUACAUCAUAUUACUUUAAUCUUUAAAAAAGUACCUCUGUAACAAGACCAAAAAGUAACCCAACUUUAGGCCAUGCUCUUUUUCUCCCAAAACACACAACUGAAAGAUUUAUCUAACAUAGAACUGCAUGGAUGCAAAGCUUUAUUUCUGUAUGCAGAUGCUAUCUGUUCAUAAUGGAAACCAAAUUAUUCUGUUGCUCUUUUGUGUCUAGCGGUUGAGAGAAUGAUAUGACCAUCAUAUCAUUGGGUUCUGGGAUUGCCCUUUUCAAAAUAAAUUUCCUUUUAUUAUUGUUGUUGCUUCUUUAAUUAUUAGCAAAUGAAUGAGUUUGUUAUCAUACCCCUAAAUUACAGUCAUUCAAAUUUUAAGAAAAGAUGUUCCUAAAUGUACUCCCUUUUUAAGGGCUAACUUUGUGUGUUUAUAUAACAAUCCAGUACAAUGUAGAAAAUGAAGCAUGUAUUUGGGACAGAAGAAUGUCAGUUUAAAACUACCUGUGGAUGAGAAAAUUAUUAGCCAUGUGCAACAAUUAUAAAUUUAAUAAUGACCACGAUGUUUCACAGAUGUAAAAACUCUUCCCAUCAUGUUUUGCCUGCAAGAUGCAAUGGCUCAUUCCCUCAACUGCUAUUAUUAGGGUAGAUGCUUUGAUUUUUUUCUCCCCAAGUUAUAGUGCUGUACUGCUUGUUUGUGUUUAGAAAUGUGCAUUAUGCAACUCAUUUUAGUAUGCUACUUCUGUGUUUUUGUUUUUGGUUCUUUUAAUAAAAUGUGUAAAUUUCA